Molecule: messenger RNA, 390 nt
Organism: Colletotrichum tamarilloi
Lineage: Eukaryota; Fungi; Ascomycota; Sordariomycetes; Glomerellales; Glomerellaceae
Exons: 1
Coding region: 1-390 (129 amino acids)
Source: RefSeq, a predicted model, not a curated record
AUGGUCGAUUGUUGCUUCUACGCUGUUAUCGGAUGUGUGCUGGAGAAACCCACCCCCUUCCCGGGACCGAGACCGGGCCUCGGCGGGCUCGUCUCCCACAAAGCUGCAGGGGCCAAUUCGAUUUCCCUACCGACGGCACUCAGAAAGAACAGAAAGAACGGCCACCAUUGUACCGGUAGGCGAACGGCCAAAAACGGCUCCGGCUCCAAGCAUCUGGACCGGCUAGGCGCAACGCAGGACGGGCUCCACCCGCAUUACCGCGGAACAUGGCGGGCUUUGGGGUUCGUCAAUCACCAUUCAUCCCAUCACACAGCAUGCAAGGUACGAUCUCAAUCUCGACCGCCCACAGGGCUAGCGUCAUGGCGGCUGAAGAGCACUGACAGUCGCUAG